Molecule: messenger RNA, 867 nt
Organism: Fusarium keratoplasticum
Lineage: Eukaryota; Fungi; Ascomycota; Sordariomycetes; Hypocreales; Nectriaceae
Exons: 1
Coding region: 1-867 (288 amino acids)
Source: RefSeq, a predicted model, not a curated record
AUGUCUCCCAAGCUCCCCAUGCUGCCCGGCUUCACCGCCGUGAGCGACCAGGUCCUCGUCCGAGAAGCUCUUCCUGAGCAACCUCCCGCCGAUCAUCCCGAAGCUGUCGUCAUCUACGGCUGGGGCGAUGGACUUCCCAAGCACGUCUCCAAGUACGCUGAGGGCUACCGCGUGCUGUUCCCCUACUCGAAGCAGAUCAUCAUUCUGAGCCCCAUCUCAAAGGCCAUGUUUACCAGCCUCGACCAGCGGACAGAGGCCAUGGUUCCCGUCCUUGAGAACCUUGAGAAGCUCCUAGGAGAUCGAAAGUCGUCGGUUUUGAUUCACGCCAUGUCCAACACGGGCGCCAUCAGCUACGGAACCACCCUCAAGGCUUUCCAGGACAAGAACUCUUCCGCAUUCCCUCACCAGCUCCUCGUUCUCGACUCGACCCCCGGAAGCCCGUGGCUCUCUCGCCGGACCCUCGGAAACUGGUCCCGUGCCAUGAGUCUGGGCACUGCAAACUGGUUCCCCUGGCCUUUCGCUGUCACCCAAGCCCUCUGGGCCGGAGUCCUGCUCGUCAACGCCACGUAUCAGUGGAUCACAGGCACCGAACCCGCAGGUGCCUUUGCGCUGAGAGUCGUCGAUGAUGAGUCGUUUGAGACAAAGGAGGCCAAGAGACUGUACCUGUACAGCAAGGAGGACGACCUGAUUUCCUACGAGGACAUUGAAGCCUACGUCGCCGAAUCCAAGGAGCGAGGCUACGUGGUCCGAACUGAGCUCUUUGACGGAAGCGGUCACGUUGGACACAUGCGAAAGCACCCGGAACAGUACUGGAAGGCCAUUGAGGAUGCAUGGAAGUGGUCCAACGAUGAAAAGAACGGCGCAUAA